Thalassophryne amazonica is the source of this 2862-nucleotide messenger RNA. RefSeq names its product zinc finger protein 99-like. Gene Ontology annotation, biological process: regulation of transcription by RNA polymerase II. Gene Ontology annotation, molecular function: RNA polymerase II cis-regulatory region sequence-specific DNA binding; DNA-binding transcription factor activity. The record is from RefSeq and is a predicted model, not a curated record. The transcript is spliced from 2 exons. The coding region runs from base 233 to 2233 and encodes 666 amino acids. NCBI's taxonomy places the organism in Eukaryota, Metazoa, Chordata, Actinopteri, Batrachoidiformes, Batrachoididae.
UGAGUGAAUUAUUUUGUCAAAGAAUAAAUGAACCUCCAUUCCAACUUUGACCAUUUGUUCUUAAAAUUAUUUAAUUCUUACGUGACUGUUCACGUCUUCCGAAUUUAAUAAAUUUAUACACUUCUGAGGCUUAUUACAAAAAGAGCGAACUCGGUAGGUGACAGCGUGUUGUUGUUUCUGUCGGACCUUUGGUACGGACGGACCAACCGGACGUGCUCACGUGCUGCUCUUCAUGAAAAUGUCCGUCAUCGGGUCAAAGAUGCUUUUGGAGGAACAGAACAAGACAAAUGGAGAAAGACUUCAACACUUUGCUCAGAGUGACGAUGUACACCCAAAACCAGGAACAACUGAUAAACGAUAUAAGUGUGAUCAGUGUGGAAAAACUUUCAGCUGGCCCUGGAAUCUGAAGCAACAUCAAGUUAUUCACAAUGAGGGAAAAUCUCACACCUGUGACCAAUGUGGGAAAUCUUUCAGCCGGUUAUCUAACCUGCAAAGCCACAAACUCAUCCACAGUGGAGUAAAACCACAUACAUGUGACCAGUGUGGGAAAUCUUUCACCUGGUUGUCUAACCUACAAAGCCAUCAACUCAUCCACAGUGGAGUGAAACCACACAUCUGUGACCAAUGUGGAAAAACUUUUAGCUGGUUAUCUAGUCUACAAAAACACCAACGCGUCCACAGUGGGGAGAAACCACACACUUGUGACCAGUGUGGAAAAACUUUCAGCCAGCUAUCGCAUCUGAAACAACACCAACUUAUCCAUGAUGAAGAGAAACCACACACAUGUGGUCACUGUGGGAUCACAUUCAGGCAGUUAUGGAGCCUAACAAGACAUCAACUCAUCCACAGUGUAGAGAAACCAUACACCUGUAACCAGUGUGGCAGAGCUUUUCGUCAGUUGCAUAAUCUAAAAAAACACCAACGUAUCCACAUUGGAGUUGGACCGUACACAUGUGACGAAUGUGGUAAAUCUUUCAGGCGAUUAUCUACCCUACAAAAACACCAACGUAUCCACAGUGGAAAGAAAUUGUACGUCUGUGAACAAUGUGGGAAAUCUUUCACUCGCUCAAGUAGCCUAAGGACACACCAACUCACUCACAGUGGAGAGAAACCUUACACCUGUGAGAAAUGUGGGAAGUAUUUCAGUCAGUCACAGAACCUAAGGCGACAUCAACUCACCCACAGUGGGGAGAAACCGUACACCUGUGACCAAUGUGGGAAAUCUUUCAGGCAGUUAUCUACCCUACAAAAACAUGAACGCAUCCACAGUGGAGAGAAACCGUACAUCUGUGAUCAAUGUGGGAAAUCUUUCACUCAGUCACAUUGCCUAAGGACACAUAGACUCACCCACAGUGGAGAGAAACCUUACAGUUGUGACCAAUGUGGGAAAUCUUUCAGGCAGUUAUCAAACCUACAAAAACACCAACGCAUCCAUAGUGGAGAAAAACCGUAUGCCUGUGACCAAUGCGGGAAAUCUUUCAGGCAGUUAUCCACCCUACAACAACACCAUCGCAUCCACAGUGGAGAUAAACCCUACAUUUGUGAACAGUGUGGGAAAUCUUUCAGUCAUUCACAUAGCCGAAAGACACACCAACUCUCCCACAGUGGAGAGAAUCUGUUCAACUGUGACCAAUGUGGGAAAUCUUUCAGGCAGUUAUCGAAUCUGCAAAAACACCAACGCAUCCAUAGUGGAGAGAAACCAUACUUCUGUGACCAAUGUGGAAAUUGUUUUAGACAGUUAUCUACCCUACAGCAACACCAUCGCACCCAUAGUGGAGAGAAACCAUACAUUUGUGAACGAUGUGGGAAAUCUUUUACUCAUUCACAUAGCCGAAAGAUGCACCAACUUGCCCACUGUGGAGAAAAUCUGUUCAUCUGUGAGCAGCGUGGAAAAGCUUUCAGUUGUCCAUCUGAUCUAAAACAGCAUCAACUUAUGCACAAUGAGGAAAAACCAUGCACUUGUGAUCAAUGUGGGAUUGUAUUCAGGUGCUCUGGGAACCUCAAAACUCAUCAACUCAUUCACAGUGGAGAUGAACCAUACACCUGUGACCACUGUGGGCAAUCUUUCAGCCAGUUAUCUACCCUACAACACCACCAGUUCACCCACAGUGGAGACCAGUGUGGGAAAGAUUUCAGCUGUCCAUCGAAUCUAAAACAACAUCAAUUUAUGCACGAUGAAGAAAUGCCACCCACACUUGUGGUCAACAUGGGAUUAAAUUCUCUUUCAAUUUAAUUCAGAUCACUUUAUUUAUAUAGUGCCAAAUCACAACAAUGUAGCCUCAGUGUGCUUCACAUGGAUAAGGUCUAACCUUACCAACCCACAUGAGCAUGCACGUAGGUGACAGUGGUAAGGAGAACUUUCUCUGCCAUUUUUGGAUGAAGAAACCUCAAGGAGACCAAACUCAAAGGGUGACCCACUGCUUAGGCCAUUCUAACAAUAAUCAUGUUUAUCAAAACAAAAUGUAGUGCAGAAAAAUAAAAACAGAGUUCAAGACAGAUCUACUUUGAAAAAAGUCCAGAAAUUUUUCAAAUCAUAUUGAAGCACUGCUCUGCCACAUCAUUCAGCAGGUAAGCUGUAUCCAAAGCUUUGUUUGAUGUCAGAAGGUUCACUGGACAUUGACAGAAACCUUGGUCCCAGGCUUAUCUUCAGCAAUAGCAUGUCAGAAAAUGAACAGAAUCAGUUGGCUGGAACUGACAAAACUAUGAAACCAAGAAGCACAGAGGGUACUAAUGUGGUCGUCAGCACCUAGCCCUUUGAUUCCUUAAGGCCUAGUUCAAAAAUAAUGAAGCUUAACUGCUGAUUUGCAUUGCAUUUGUCAUGAACAAGCCAUUAUUUUAUUUAGCACCAUCCAGAUUUAUCUG